Molecule: messenger RNA, 1619 nt
Organism: Nezara viridula (southern green stink bug)
Lineage: Eukaryota; Metazoa; Arthropoda; Insecta; Hemiptera; Pentatomidae
Source: the annotation of a GenBank genome assembly
AUGUUUUUAACUCUGCGUGUCUCUCACGUGGUGAAUUUUAAACAUUAGACAAGUAGUAAUAUUUUUUAUUUUUUUUUUUUUAAAGACAUUAUCUUGACAAAAUGGGUAAAAUUAAAGUUGAUAAAAAGAACAGGAUUCAUAAAUCUGUUGAAAAACAUGGUAUAAUGUUCAAUAAAAAUUUUGGUCAACAUAUACUAAAAAAUCCUGCAAUUAUCACUGGUAUGGUGGAUAAAGCAUCAGUUUAUCCUUCGGAUAUUGUCUUGGAAAUAGGUCCUGGCACUGGAAAUUUAACAGCUAAAUUACUUGAGAAAGGAAAACGAGUUCUGGCUUAUGAAAUAGAUGUCAGGCUUGUUGGAGAAUUAGAAAAGAGGUUCCUAAGCACACCCUACCAUUCUAAAUUAGAAAUAAAAGUUGGUGAUGUGUUAAAAUCUGAAUUACCAUUUUUUAACAUAUGUGUUGCUAAUAUUCCAUACCAAAUUUCAUCUCCAUUAAUUUUUAAACUUUUAUUGCAUAGACCUUUUUUUCGGUGUGCAGUUCUUAUGGUCCAAAAAGAGUUUGCCUACAGACUCAUAGCUAAACCUGGAGAAAAAUUAUAUUGUCGAUUAUCAAUAAAUACCCAACUUUUAGCAAGAGUUGAUAUACUUAUGAAAGUAGGAAAAAAUAACUUCAAGCCUCCACCGAAAGUUGAUUCAAAUGUUGUCAGAAUAGAACCAAAAAACCCUCCACCAGACAUCAAUUUUAAAGAGUGGGAUGGUUUCACCAGGAUAGUUUUUAUAAGAAAAAACAAACAACUAAGUGCACUAUUUAAACAAACAGCUGUAAUUGCUGUGCUGGAAAAGAAUUAUAGAUCUUAUGCUUCACUAAAUAAUAUAGCUUUACCACCAGGCUUUGAUAUGUUGGAAAAGAUUAAUUCUGUAUUGACAGAAGUUAAUGCAAAUAAUCUUCGUGCAAGAACUAUGGAUGUUGAUGACUUCUUAAAAGUCCUGGAAGCUUUCAACCGACAGGGAAUUCAUUUUUCAUGAGUUGUUCUGAUUCAAAUGUGUGAGAAGUUAUGCUUAUAGCCGAAUCCUAGCCAUCUUUUGAAGAUAAAAAAAGAUGUUCAUGUCAAGAGAACUGAAUUUUAAAUCAGGCUAAAAUUAGUUUAAGCAUUAUUUGUACUGCUUUAAUGAAAUGACAAUGCUUGUAAAUUGGAUUAUGUGACAAUAAUUCUUUAAUCUCAAAUAGCCAAGUAUGUGUGAUUAUAGCGCCCCUCCUUAGCCUCUACUUGUCCUUAAUAUCAGUAAUGUGGCUGAGUGCGAGGCGCUGGAAUCUCCUAGAGUCCUGCCUUUCCUUCCACGAGUGGGAAGAAAGGCUUGGCUCAGAGUUCUUCUGAGUGAAUGUGUUCUGUAAAUAUUGUAUAGUAUGCAUGUGUUUCAGUUGUUAUUUUCAUUAAUUUAGCUCUUUUGUUUAUAUACAUUUAUUUUUAUUGUUAUUAGUUUCUGUAUUAUUUAUUUUAAAUAAAGUGUAUUUAUUUUAUUGUAAAUAGAGUGUGAAUGUGCUCUCUGAACACUAUUAUAAAUGUAAAUUGUGACAGGGUUGUAAUAUUUCUGAAUAAAUAAAUAAACUUAAACUAAUCUCUA